AUGCCAUCUGUAACAGAUCUUCAACAACAAUCGUCGAAAAUCUCAUCAAGUAAUAGUGGAAAAUCAACACCACCACCACAACAAAUAAGUUCAAUGUCAACGGGAAAUACAACUGAUACUACAAAUGCUGAUCCAAUAACUCAAGUUAUGCUUAUGUUGGAAAAAAAACAAAGAAAUCUAGGCAAAAGAAAAGAAAAACUUGAAAGUUAUGAAGAAGAAGCAAAGGCUGGUAAAGAACUUAAUAAAGAUCAAAAGGAUGCAUUGGCUAAAUAUAGUGAAGUUCUUGGGCAAAUUGAAUGUGUCAAAGAUAUUUCUGAACAAUUAAAAAAAAUACAAACUGAGGCAACUAAAAGUCAAAAACGUCUUCAUAAACAAGCAGCUGAAGAAAAACGAUUAUUAGUAGCUCAACGUCUUCGUGAAUAUGCUCAACUUCGUUAUUUACUUGAUCAUCGACCAACAUCAUUAAAACCUGAAGAAUCAUCAUUAUUAGAUGAACUUGCUCGUGUUGUUAUCCCAUGUGAUGUAUCAUUAAAUACAAUAACUCGUUGUGUUGAUACAGUAUUAUCAAUAUAUCAAGGUGGUCCAUUAUCAUCAACAAUUAAAAAUUUAACUGGUCGAACAUCACAUGAAUUACGAGAUAUACUUGAACAAUUAAUUAAGCAAUGUGAAUCAUCAUCUUCUUCAAAUGAUACAUCAACAAAUCAACAAACAUUAUUUAUUGAAACAGCUAAACAAACGCCUCUUAUUGUUGAUAAUCAAUCAACAACAUCUGAUUCUGUACUUCCUCAACGAGAACAACAUAAACAACAACAACAACAAUCGAACGAUAAUAAUGAUGUAAUUGGUUCAACAUUAAGUCAUACUCAUUUAAUUCAAACAAAUCCAAAUGAAUAUCCAUUACAAUUUGAUACACGAAAUCAAAAUAUUCCACUUCAACAAAUUAUUGAAGAUUCAACUUUUUUUCCUAUUGAUCCAGCAACAACAAAUAUUAAUCAACAUGUUAAACAAGAUUCAUCAAAUAAUCAAGAUAAUACACUAAUACAAACAAAUGAUUCACAAAAAAUUUUACCAACAUUUAAUGUUAUUAAUUCAAAUUUGACCGGUCAAACUUCUUCUCAAGGAUAUACGCAAACAACAACUCAACAACAAGGAAAUGAUUAUGAUCAAGAAACUUCAUCGAAUGUUAUUAGUUCAAGUAAUGUUCCACCUGAUGAACAACAAUCCGAAGAACAAUGGCAUCAACCUCGUGGUAAUACACAUCGUGGUGGACAAUUUAAUGGAAAUCAAAAUAGAAAUUAUUAUCGAGGUGGACAACAUAAUUAUAAUCAACAACAUUGGCGAGGAUCAUCACGUGGUGGUAGUCAUUAUGAUGGUUCCUAUGGUAGUGGACAACGACAGUAUAAUGACAACAAUACUCGUGGUGGAAGUGGACACCGAGGUGGACCUAACCCUAAUUAUCGAGGUAAUCGUGGUGGUAAUUAUCGUGGUGGUUAUCGAGGUGGAAAUGCUAAUGGACACCAAAAAGGUUCUCAACAUCAACAAAAUACCGAACAACAACAACAAGUUCGUUCAGCUCCACCAAGUCAACAUUAA
This is a messenger RNA of Rotaria sordida, 1593 nucleotides long. Lineage: Eukaryota; Metazoa; Rotifera; Eurotatoria; Philodinida; Philodinidae. The record is from the annotation of a GenBank genome assembly.